Molecule: messenger RNA, 2925 nt
Organism: Ylistrum balloti
Lineage: Eukaryota; Metazoa; Mollusca; Bivalvia; Pectinida; Pectinidae
Product: ETS homologous factor-like
Exons: 7
Coding region: 118-1200 (360 amino acids)
Biological process (GO): cell differentiation; regulation of transcription by RNA polymerase II
Cellular component (GO): nucleus
Molecular function (GO): sequence-specific DNA binding; DNA-binding transcription factor activity, RNA polymerase II-specific
Source: RefSeq, a predicted model, not a curated record
AUGUACAUAAGUGGGAGAUGUUGUAACAAUGAAAGAUAGACAGGUUGUUUAUUGAAACACGCGUUCUGUGGAGAAAUCACUGAAGACGUUACCGGAUAUCUAAUGUUAUAAUUAACUAUGCAUAACACAAACAAAUGCUAUCAGUCUCCGAGGAGAAAUAGACGGUCUGAAGUUUUCCAUGGCAUACUUGCUGCACACAUAUUUCCUUCGCUUGCCGACGUACUUACCGAGCCAUUGGAAGGGACGGAUGAAUUCGGUCCUUUAGACCUGUCGGUCAGGAACAUGGAUGAAGCGACGUCAGCUCUUUACCCUAGGGGGCUAGCAGAGGAAGAUUUCCUAAAUCCAAACGCUACGGAUAUUCAACAACAUGGCUUAAGUGGAGAAUGCGAAACCGAUAUUCAAGAGCUUUCAUCGCCUGGGGAUCUUUUGGUACCGUUACCGUUGUGGUCAGAGGGCGAUGAUAAAUACGACGAUAAUUGCGAAGUAGGACUUGUCGAGUACGAAAUUAUGGCGUCAGUUGACAAUACUGAUCCACCUUGUUACCCUCACAGUCCAGGUUCCGUAGGCGAUUUGUCUGAUUACAGCUCAGACUGCAGUGUGGAACCAGGACUUGAGACGUGCACUCCAGAAACAAUGAUUGAAUUAGGAAAAGUGGACGUUCGCUCACAUAUGCAGAAUGCCAUGAUGCCAAAGGUGAAGAUUGAACCCCAGAACCUGCCGGACGAUUCUGUGUUUAAACCAUACUAUUGCAGCAAUGGUUACGAAGACGGCAAACGAGAUGUGAUGGAUUUGGUAGAUACGUAUGAAGAGGAAGACUGUAGUAGUGAUAGCUCCAUCAAAUCUGUAGACAAAGAAAAACGCAAACGACCAGGCAGGAAGAAAGGACAGACCUCUAGUGUUUAUCACCUGUGGGAGUUUAUUCGAGAUCUUCUCCAGAAUCCACAACAUUGUCCAAAGAUCAUUAAGUGGGAGGAUGAAGAGGAAGGUAUAUUCCGUGUCCUAAAAUCAACAGAGGUCGCUAAAGAAUGGGGGUCAAUGAAAAAGAACAAGACAGCAAUGACAUACGAAAAGUUGAGCAGAUCUUUGAGAUAUUCCCGAAAGGAAGGCUACUUUGACGACAUCCCGAAAGACAGAGGAUUACCGAAGAAGUUGUGCUUUAAGUUUGGUCCAAAGUCGCAUGGCUGGAAACGACACACGUGAUGGGUCUACUGUGAAUUAAAACUUUGUUUCAAAAGUGCCUGUAUCAGUGACAUAUAAAUAUCCGUUUGUUGACAAAAUUUACUUACAUUCCUUUCGUGGUACGUUUGUUGGCCAUUAUCCACCAGCAGUAUAGAAUGAGUUCUUACACCUAUUAGCCUUCAUUUUAAUGUUUGUAGAUGUAACGAUAGAGUUCCCAGUGCCUUGACAACGAACCCAGAUCUCGAUGUAAUCGUCACCUCACAGACAAUGUUAUUAUAAACUUUGAUCAAGACUUAGUCAAGUGCUAGAAACGACUUGAUGACGUUGUGUUAAGAAGGCAGUAUAAUGAAAGAAGACUAAUUUGAUGCUCGUUAGUUUGUCUGUUGCUUCCAUUGUUGUAUACAUUGUUCUCAUUUGAGAACGUGACAUCGAUAACUUCGAAUGACCAAUAUUUAUAUGGCAUAUGACAGAUGGCAGAAAUUGUCGGUGAAGCAUACUCUUUCGGAACACCUGGUCUUAUUCUCCUUCAGGAGUCUCCAUGGAAUUCUUUCUCUUCUUCAUAUUUGCUCUAGUUUUGUUGAAUUUGAGUUUGGAGUAUAAUUACGUUGAAAUGUUGGUAUUUCAAUGUUGUUUUUUCUCUAUUUUUCUAUACAAUAAAAUAGCGCCUUCCAUAAGAACAUUUUCUAUGUCAGUUUGAAAGAGAAAGGAAUUCGUCGGCCACUAAUUCUUUGUAUAUAUAUAUAUAUUCCAUGACUGAGAAGGGUGGAAACGAAUGGUGACAUUGAGGGUUUAGACCAAUUCUGUAGCAGAAAAGAGUUGGCAGUCCAUGUGUGCCUGUAUGUUCCAUUUCUCAUAGUGUGUUGAGGUUGGUUGUUUCAUAUAACAGACGAGUAAAAAGUAAAACUAAGUGUUGUGGCAGCUCUUUGAUAGUUUAAUGAAUGUGAUUGAGAGAUGUUGGUCUGUUUUAUUAGCCCCAACAUGUAUGUGUGAUAAAGAGAGUUUAUUGGAAAAAAUGUUUGUAUAUAACUGCAAUGUAAAUCGAAAAUGUAUGUUCAUUAGUAUAUGUUUGUAUCAGUUUUCAUGCUAAAACACCACAAUGUUUAUGACCUUAAAGGUUUUAGAAAGUCAAUAAAACAAAAGUACUGGCAGCCAUGUUUGGAAGUCUCGGCGUCCCACGAACUGUACCUAAAAUGAUAGUACAUUACAACUAAUAGACGAUACAAGAUACCCUGGUAGACAACACGUGGUCUUAUUUGUUAUGUUUUAUGCAACUAAUCGACCUAGUUAUAGAUAUUUUGUUACAAGUUGAUAACUUCUUGUAUGUAAUAUCAUCGCUGCUGGCUGUUGCUAUCCAUUUACUCCGGUUAGUGACAGGUUUUAUUGACCCGAAUAUGUCAAUCAAGUGUUUACUGAUGUAUGGUGGUAUACGAUAGUGUGUAAUAUGUACUUAUUUUUCACUAUUACAAGGUGCAGCAACCUUUGACAAAGAUUGGCUUUAGGGACCUGCUGGCUGAUAUAGAAUUCUCGACUUUAUAGUGUAAUCAGUGGUUAAUAUGUUGUAAAUAUUAAAUAGUGUAAAACACUGAUAUAUCCGUCUAUGUGUAUUUGUCGUAAUGUCAUUUUUACAAAUGAUUCAUGCUGAAGAGACUUCGACCGUUAAAUCGAUCGAUUUUUGCCGAAAUCAAUCAAACGUUAUAUGAAAUAUUAAUUAUAAUUUGUUUUUUUAAUAAAUACAUUUUAUCAAGA